This is a messenger RNA of Syngnathoides biaculeatus (alligator pipefish), 1748 nucleotides long. It is a transcript of the gene timm17a, whose product is annotated as translocase of inner mitochondrial membrane 17 homolog A (yeast). Gene Ontology annotation, molecular function: transmembrane protein transporter activity. NCBI's taxonomy places the organism in Eukaryota, Metazoa, Chordata, Actinopteri, Syngnathiformes, Syngnathidae. Gene Ontology annotation, cellular component: TIM23 mitochondrial import inner membrane translocase complex; mitochondrial inner membrane. Gene Ontology annotation, biological process: protein import into mitochondrial matrix. The record is from RefSeq and is a predicted model, not a curated record. The transcript has 6 exons. Bases 161 to 601 code for a protein of 146 amino acids.
GUGGAGGACGUGUGAGCUUUAGCUAUUUGAUAAGCUAACUACUUGGGACGAGUGAGACCUGACUGCACAGUAUGGCAAAAGUUGUUGUCAGUCACGUUGUAAUCAGAAAUGUGGGGGCAAUCCCUGGAGGAUUGUGGACGACUGUGGGGGUGCGUUCACCAUGGGCGCCAUUGGCGGUGGAAUAUUCCAAGCAGUGAAAGGCUUCAGGAACGCACCUUCGGGAAUGAGUCACAGAAUGAAAGGCAGCAUGACUGCCAUCAAGACCAGAGCGCCACAGCUUGGAGGCAGCUUCGCGGUGUGGGGCGGCCUCUUCUCCAUGAUCGACUGCGGCCUGGUGAAGGUGCGCGGGAAGGAGGACCCCUGGAACUCCAUCACCAGCGGCGCCAUGACAGGAGCCAUCCUCGCCGCCAGAAACGGGCCAGUGGCCAUGGUGGGCUCUGCAGCCAUGGGGGGCAUCCUGCUGGCCUUGAUAGAGGGCGCCGGGAUCAUGCUGUCUAGAUUUGCUUCGUCACAAUUGCCCACAGGUCCUCAGUUUCCGGAGGAGCCAGCCCCCGCCUCCAUGCCCGCCGCCCCCUUUGGAGACUACCGACAAUAUCAGUGAGAGGAUCGGUCUCCUCUCACACCUUCUUAGGCCUUUUUUUUUUUUUUUUUUUUAAUUUCUCGCUGGAGUUACAGUUGAAAUGGAGAUGCCACACACAUGCACACGUAACCAUAGAAACGACUACACCCCCCUGCGCUUACCACAUGAUGAACUGAGACUGGACAGUGACGUCUUCAUUUUCAUGCAGAAUACACGUGGCGUUGUUUUCUUGAGUGCAGCAGAACCUCCAAAAGGAUACACAAAGACAAACACAUCCCUCUUUUGGGCCUUUUUUUUUUUUUUUAAACAUACGCUAUCAACAAAUGACAAGUGAUAUGAUAUUUGUCCCUUUUUAAAGAUCGAUUGUGGCCACUCACCCUCUGUGGUAAAUUUUGUGAAUUGUAUUGCUCAUGUUGUUUUGAGCAGCUGUGCGUGGGGGAAUGGAAAGCCCAGAAAAUACACAAACAUCGCAAGCUUUUGGUGCCAAGCUUUAUCCAAAAAUUACAAUUGGAGUGAAAAUAACGCAUUCAAAUAAUAAGGGACAUAAUUUGCGUAUGUAAUGAAGUGAGCGGCGAGGCAUGCCUAUGUCACGGAAAGCUCCAUUUCUGGUUUUAUCGCUACUUUUGAGGUACAUUUUUCCACAAAAUGUCGGUCAAAGUCGACGUUCGUAAUUGGAGGUUGCGCUGUAAUGUGAUUUCUGUUAUUUUAGGUGUUAUUUUGUCAUAUGUAUCUGUAGCCCAGUCGCUGCAGGGUAAGGCCUGGUGAUCUGGUUGAGUUGUCGAAUGGCGCGAAAAACCACACUAAGUGUGGUUAAUUUAUGAUAUUACUUUAGUGUAUUGUAUAUACAUUUACAGAGUCCCCAUUGUGUUUGCUCAUUUGCCUUAAAUUGAACAAGUCCUUAAACUUGCUGUGGGCCUGUUGUUGGAUAAAAUACGACUAUUCCAGUUGGUUUCGUAGGGAUGUAUUUAUUUUUACAAUGUAAACAGUCAAUAAGGUGUUUUAUGCAGAGGAUCUUUUUGGCAUUCAAAACACAAAGAUCUUUUGGAGGAAGGCAAAAUCGCAAAAGGUGCUGCGAUUGAAUGGAGGAACUCAUCCAGGGGGUCGUUACAUCAUGUAUUCAAUCUAUAUGAGAGAGUGUAUUAUAAGACAAUAAACUGAAAUGUUUUAA